Hippoglossus stenolepis (Pacific halibut) is the source of this 1995-nucleotide messenger RNA. RefSeq names its product zinc finger, RAN-binding domain containing 2 (gene zranb2). The transcript has 10 exons. Gene Ontology annotation, biological process: RNA processing. The record is from RefSeq and is a predicted model, not a curated record. The coding region runs from base 83 to 1060 and encodes 325 amino acids. Gene Ontology annotation, molecular function: lipopolysaccharide binding; RNA binding. NCBI's taxonomy places the organism in Eukaryota, Metazoa, Chordata, Actinopteri, Pleuronectiformes, Pleuronectidae.
AGGUACGGGGAGCACGUGAACGCAGCAGCGCAGAGAGGUGGACUGAACACACGGAUCUCACACGGACACAUCGAGCGCUCCAAUGUUAACAGACAGCAACAUGUCGGGGAAGAGCUUUCGGGUCAGCGACGGAGACUGGAUCUGUCCUGAUAAAAAGUGUGGUAACGUGAAUUUUGCCAGAAGAACAAGCUGUAACAGAUGUGGUAGGGAGAAAACCACAGAGGCAAAGAUGAUGAAAGCAGGUGGAACGGAGAUUGGGAAAACCCUGGCCGAGAAGAGCCGAGGCCUCUUCAGUGCAAAUGACUGGCAAUGCAAAACAUGUGGCAACGUGAACUGGGCGAGACGGUCAGAGUGCAACAUGUGUAACACACCUAAAUAUGCCAAGCUUGAAGAGAGAACAGGUUAUGGUGGCGGGUUCAAUGAAAGGGAGAAUGUAGAAUACAUUGAACGUGAGGAAUCUGAUGGUGAAUAUGACGAGUUUGGUCGGAAAAAGAAAAAGUUUCGUGGAAAGCCCAACAGCACAUCUUCCUCAAAAGAAGUUGAAAAGAAAGUAGUAGUUGCAAAACGUGAAGAAGACGAGGAGGAAGAAGAUGAUGACGAAGAGGAAGAGGGUGACCUGUCCAAGUACAAACUGGAUGAUGAUGAUGAUGAAGACGGAGACCUGUCAAAGUACGACCUGGUCGCCAGCGAUGAAGAAGAGAAGCCAGCCAAGAAAAAGAGCAGCCGCUCGGGCUCGUCCCGUUCCGGCUCGUCGUCCCGCUCCUCCAGCUCCAGUUCACGGUCGAGGUCCAGAUCUGGCUCUAGAAGCUCAUCCAGCUCCAGAUCUGGAUCUCGCUCCAGGUCCCACUCCAGAUCCAGCUCCAGGUCUGGAAAGGGCUCCUCUCCCCGGAAGAGGUCCCGCUCGCCCUCCUCCUCACCCGAGAGGACACAGAAGCGCAGCCGCUCCAGGUCCUCAUCUGGAGGGAGGAAACGCAGGCGCUCUAGAUCACGUUCGUCCGAAAGGUGCCGUGGCCAGUCCUCCGGAUCCUCACAUUCUGGCUCCAGUUCAAAAAAGGCAUAACUUUAUUGCAGCCUUUUAAAAACGACAAAAGGAACCUUAGUACAAGUGCAUGUUGUGUUGUAAGGAAAAAAAAAACAACCACAUCCAUUGAGUAUGCUGUUCAUUUUCACACAACCUCCCAAAGUCUUAUUUCCCUUAAAAGAAAACGGCGGCAGCGUGAAUUCUCUCCGUUACCAACCAUGCUCCUUUUCAAAAUCAUAUACACCCCCAACCUGUGACAAGUGUAACUAUAGGUGUCCAAUAAACAUAACUGGUCCUAUAAGAAAAUCAGAUAAACUGUGAAGAGGCUGUAUCCCAUUUAAAUGCUUAAUAUCUUAAUGGCAGUACAUUUUAUUCUACUCAACUGUGGGGGAAAAUGAAAUUAUAAUUUUUUUUGGUGCGGGGAAACAUCUGAGAUUGUGUUUUUAAAAGUCGGUUCUUUCUUUGUUGUGUCAUUACAUGCAGUCAAAUUUUAAUUUUAAUUUUUUUAAGAAAAGAGUAAAAAAGUACUUAAGCACCAAGUUAGAAAACGAGAUGUAGCAAUGACAUUUGGCCCGUUUGUUUGAUUUUCUUGAUAUAUGCAAAUUUUGUUUUUGUGUUUUCAAGGUAAGUAUUUUCCUUUUUGAUAUUGCUUGGUUUGCGUAAAUGGAGAAAGUUCAACAUUCUUUGGUCAAUGGAAAAAAUGCUUCAUGUGUACGUACGGAUGCAUGAACUACAUUUUUAUUUUAUUUUGCUUAACACAGUUGAGGCCUACUUAACAACUCAGUUAUCCCUCUUCUUUUUUCACCUUUGAAACUAAUUCAAAUUAAGACAGAUUUUUGUUCUCCAGAUUAGUGCAAAAAGUUAUAACAGUAACAACCCUUUUGUCCCAAUUAAUAGUAGAAUGCCAUUACAGUCUUUUUACUGGUGAAACAACUAGAGUGUACACGUGUAAAUAAAAUCCUGUCGCCAUUGUU